AUGCCUGGCAUCCCUACAAGCGUCAUGUGCCAUAAACUUGAUAUAAAACCAGGCUACAAACCCGUGAAGCAAAAGCUGCGACAUCAAGGAAAAGAGCGGAUAGAGGCCGCCCGAGAGGAAGUGGAGAAAUUGCUAAGAGCGGGAUUCAUCAAAGAAUGCAAGUACUCUGACUGGCUCUCAAACGUCGUCCUUGUGAAAAAAGCAAACGGCAAGUGGAGGAUGUGCGUUGACUUGACGGACCUGAAUAAAGCCUGCCCCAAAGACGAUUAUCCUCUUCCUAAGAUAGAUCGUCUGGUUGAUUCCACGGCAGGCCUCGCUCUACUGAGUUUCAUGGAUGCAAACGCCGGCUACCAUCAGAUCCCUUUGGCCAUAGAAGACCAGCCACAUACGGCCUUCAUCACAAAUGCCGGAGUAUACUGUUACAAGGUUAUGCCCUUCAGGCUAAAGAAUGCUGGAGCUACCUACCAGAGAAUGUUCAAUAAGGUCUUCCAAUCUCAAAUAGGCCGAAAUUUGGAAGUAUACGUGGAUGAUAUGAUCACUAAAAGCAAACAAGCGUCCCAACAUGCCGCGGACUUACGCAAAACAUUCAACACCCUCCGGAAACAUCAAAUGAGACUCAACCCUAAAAAGUGCGUGUUUGGGGUCACCGGUGGGAAAUGCCUUGGUUUUCUCGUUGACAAAAGAGGAAUAGAAGCUAACCCUGAUAAGAUAAAGGCAAUCCGGGACGUGAAGUCCCCAAGAUCUGUAAAAGAAGUUCAAAAGCUAACAGGAUGCAUAGCUGCCUUGGGGAGGUUUUUGUCCAAAUCCGCUGAUAGAUGUUCACCCUUCUUCAAAACCCUUAAACAGAGCAAGUUUGAAUGGACAAAAGAGGCCGAGGAAUCCUUCCAGCAGUUGAAAGAGCAUUUGUCUUCUUUGCCGAAACUAGUCUCGCCAUACAACGGGGAGAAACUGGUCUUAUAUGUCUCGGUCUCCGAAUACUCCUUGUCAGGAGUAUUGAUCGCCGAAAAAGAGAGGAAGCAAUUCCCCAUAUACUAUGUGAGUCACGCCUUUCGAGGAUCUGAAGGAAACUACAGCAAAGUUGAAAAAGUCUUAUUUGCAAUCGUGAUGGCGAGCAGAAAACUGAAACCUUACUUCCAAUCCCACCAGAUCGUCGUCAGAUCCAGCCAACCCUUGAAAAAGAUUCUGGAAGGAAAGAAUAAAUCCAGCCGCGUCACGGAUUGGGCUAAUCAACUUGCGGAUUUCGGCAUCGAAUACGAACCACGAACGGCGAUCAAAGCACAAGCCUUGGCGAAUUUCAUCGCCGAAAGUACCGUCCCCCAACUUCUUGAGCCUAAUCAAGAAUGGAAGUUGUAUGUAGAUGGGUCCUCAACGCAAUCAGCAAGUGGGGCUGGUCUCCUCAUUGUGUCUUCCGCUGGGGUCCGUAUGGAAAGGGCGGUCAGAUUCGAGUUCGCGGCAUCCAACAAUGAGGCCAAAUACGAAGCAUUACUGAUGGGAUUGAAAAUCUGCUACGAGGCAGAAGCCAAAGUACUGUCCGCGUUUUCUGACUCCCAACUAAUAGUUGGACAAGUCAAUGGGGAAUUUGAAGCCAAAGAUGACAGCAUGAAAAUGUACUUACAGCAAGUAAAAGGAUUUGUUCAAAAAUUCGACAAGUUCACGUUGAUCCACAUCCCGAGAUCCCAAAAUGCACAGGCCGAUUCUCUGGCGAAACUCGCCAGCUCAGCAGAAACAUCCGCGGCUCGUGACAUCAUCUGGGAAGUGCUUCCAAACCCCAGUAUCAACCACAUGGUCAACACCAUUGACAGGUCAGAAACGUGGAUGGAACCCUACAUCGAAUUUUUGCAAAACCAGACGCUUCCCCAGGAUGAAAAUCAAGCAAAAGUGUUCCAGAGGAAGGCUAGAUGGUUCGAACUCUACGAGGGAACACUCUACAAAAAGUCAUACACUCAUCCCCUCUUAAAAUGUGUUUCCCCUGAAGAAGGAAAUUACAUCCUUCGCGAGAUACACGAAGGCGAAUGCGGUAUACAUCAGGGUGUACGAACUGUCAUUGGAAAAGUACUCCGAAGCGGAUAUUAUUGGCCUUCACUGCGUGAAGACGCGGAAAAAUUGAUCAAACGAUGUCCCGAAUGUCAGUACCACUCAAAGAUAGGAAGGAAGCCCUCAAAUUACUUGACCGUCAUGCAAGCCGUUCUGCCUUUCGACAAGUGGGGCAUGGAUCUCCUUGGCCCCUUUCCCCCCGCAAAGGGGCAACGGAUUUUUAUCAUUGUGGACAUUGAUUAUUUCACCAAGUAUGUAGAAGCAGAAGCCCUUAGCUCAAUCACAGACAACUCCGUAUCUCGGCCACAAACAAAUGGGCAAGUCGAAUCAGCAAACAAAGAGAUCCUGAACGGUAUCAAAAAGAAGAUAGAAGGACUUAAAGGUACUUGGGAUGAAGAACUACCCGGCAUCUUGUGGGCAAGCCGAACAACCGUCAAAGAAGCAACGGGGCAUACCCCACUCUCUCUGGUAUACGGAUCUGAAGCAAUGCUUCCAGUAGAGAUAGGCAUACCCUCCACAAGGGUCACCUACUACUCACACGACGAGAAUGAACAGAGAAAAAGGGAGAACCUGGAUCUUCUUCCAGAAACACGGGGGAACGCAUUAUUAAGGUCAAUGGCCCAAAAGCAAAAAAUGAUUCGCAGCUUCAACCGGCUCGUCAAAACCAAACAUAUUCAUGUGGGGGACUAUGUCCUACGCAAAGUCGAGGCCAUAGGGAAGAUCGUAGAGAAAGGAAAGCUUGGAGCCAACUGGGAUGGUCCGUUCAAAAUCGUCUGUAUCAUCAAGCCUGGAACAUUUGAACUAGAAGACAUGAAGGGAAAGAAGCUACCCCGCCCAUGGAAUGGAGAUCAUUUGAAAAAAUACUUCAUUUAA
Amaranthus tricolor (Joseph's coat) is the source of this 2907-nucleotide messenger RNA. RefSeq lists its product as uncharacterized. Gene Ontology annotation, molecular function: RNA-DNA hybrid ribonuclease activity; nucleic acid binding. The transcript has 2 exons. The record is from RefSeq and is a predicted model, not a curated record. Lineage: Eukaryota; Viridiplantae; Streptophyta; Magnoliopsida; Caryophyllales; Amaranthaceae. The coding region runs from base 1 to 2907 and encodes 968 amino acids.